AUGGCCCGCCUUAAUCCCUUCUCGUUUACCCCGGGGCCAGUCAUCUUCUUUACCACCGUUGUCUACGUGGGCCUCUUUGCUGGCCUGCUCGUUACCCACCUGACGGUACCAAACUACCCAUCUAAUCCGCCAGCCGGCAUCAACCUCACCGAAGCUUGGGGCGACCUCCAGCACAUUACCCGCCGCUUCCAUCCCUAUAACAGCCAGGCCAACGACGAUGUACGCGAUUAUCUACUUACGCGCAUCAAGAGCAUCGUCAGCUCCAAGGAUCUGGGAGAGGGCCAAGUCGAGCUGUUCAAUGACUUGACCUCCAAUGCGACCUUUUCGUCCGGGAGUACCUCUGUCUACUUUGAAGGCACCAAUCUCAUCGUCGCUAUCCGCGGAUCCGACGAUGACGAACCCUUCAACUCUACUGAUCGUAGUUCAGAAAAUGGCGGUGUGCUUGUGAAUGCUCACUACGAUUCUGUGAGCAGUGGCUAUGGUGCAACUGACGAUGGCGUCGGUGUCGUGACGAUCUUGCAACUUCUCUCAUACUUUACAGAGUCCAAAAACUGGCCCAAGAGAACUGUGGUACUGCUGCUCAACAACGGCGAAGAAGACUAUCUAAAUGGCGCCAAAGCUUUCAUGCGAAACCCGAUAUCUCAAAUCCCCCACACGUUCGUGAACCUUGAGGGGGUGGGAGCCGGCGGCAGAGCUGCUUUAUUUAGAAGCACUGAUACCGAGGUUACUAGAUUCUACAAAAAGUCCAAGUAUCCCUUCGGGACAGUCGUGAGCGGUGAUGGUUUCAAGAGGGGCUUGGUCAGGAGCGAGACUGACUACAAAGUCUUCCAUGGCGAACUCGGGAUGCGAGGUCUGGACUUUGCGUUCUUGGAGCCAAGGGCACGAUAUCACACGAUUGAAGAUUCUUCACGCGAAACGUCAAUGAACUCGGUCUGGCACAUGCUUUCCGCAGCUCUAGCCACGACAUCUGGACUGGCUUCCAUCACUGGUGACGAGUUCACUGGCCCAGAAAGUCUCGACAAUGGCAGGGUCAAUGCUGGAACUGGUAGUGACGGUGUGUGGUUUGAUCUCUUCGGAAGGGUUUUCGUUGUAUUCAAACUGCAUACUCUGUUCGCUUUGUGUGUUACUUUGCUAGUUGUUGCACCUCUUACACUAAUUGCUCUGACUUUUGGUCUUUCCAAGGCCGACAAGAACUACCUAUUAGCACGUAAGGCCUACGUGCAUUCAUCAGACGACGACAAUCCGGUGCACCUCUACGGCUGGCGCGGCUUCUUUCGCUUUCCUAUCAUAUUUGUCUCCGCAUCCGCUGUUGUUAUUGCAUUGGCAUAUCUCAUAGUCAGAUUCAAUGCUUUCAUUGUGUAUAGCAGCCCUUUUGCUGUUUGGAGUAUGAUGCUCUCGGCAUGGGUCUUUGUCGCAUGGUUCCUUGCCCGAGGAGCCGAUGCUAUGCGACCAUCUGCACUUCAGCGUAUGUACGCUUUGAUUUGGCUCUUCGUCGGCUCCUUUGUCUUUCUCACCAUCAUCACGGUGUUCGUGAAUGACUACCAGAUUGCUGCCGGUUACCCCGCGCUCUUCUACUUUGCGGCAGUGUUCGCAGCCAUCCUCCUUUCCUACCUUGAGCUCUUCCUUGCCCCAAGCAAAUCAGCAUAUGCUCGCCACUUCGAGCAAGAGAGUGAAUCGCGACGCAAUUCAGAGUCCGCAAGCAGGCCUCUUACGGGCAGCACCACUGCAGCACGGUCUGAUGAUCGUCCUGUGGGAGACGAUGACGCCACAGAGACCACCUCACUCUUACGAGGCGAUCGACGCGGAUUCACAAGAUAUGGCGGCAACAGGCGAGACUCCAUCAGCGAGGGAGGUGAAGAUCAUGCACAAGGACCCCGGCAAAUAGAUCUCGGCAACGUGUAUCCUGGAGAACAAGAGUGGAGCGGCAAAUUACCGAGCUGGAUCUGGAUCGUUCAACUUCUGCUGUUGGCGCCUAUCGUGAUCAUCUUAGUUGGACAAGUUGGUCUGCUUCUCACCUCGGCCCUUUACCAGACGCCAUCAGAUGGUAAUUCGACCUUGUUCAUCUACCUCGCAUUCGCAGGGCUUACGGUGCUGCUGCUCGCGCCAACCGGUCCUUUUAUCCACCGCUUCACGUACCACAUCCCCACCUUUCUGUUCCUGGUUUGCGUGGCAACUGUCAUUUACAACCUUGUGGCGUUCCCGUUCAGCAGGGAUCAUCGCUUGAAGGUGUAUUUCGUUCAGCGGGUCAAUUGCGAGACUGGCGACAACAUUGUGUCCUUGACCGGCUUGGACGGCUAUGUCCAACGCAUUGUUGGCGAGUUACCCAGUGCGCAAGGCAAGCAGCUUAUUUGCACGACACCCGAGGUCGCGACGCGUAAGGAGCUAAAGCAGUGCGAAUGGCAAGGUCUUGACGCUAAAGUCGUGCCGAAGCCAGCGCAUACAUCGUCAUCCCGCAACAACACAUACAUCAGCAAAUGGCUCGAUUAUUCGAUCCAGAAGGGCAACAGCUCCAACAAAGCGACAAUACGCGUUGUUGGCCAUAAUACGCGCGCAUGCCGCAUUGUUUUCGACUCGCCCAUAACAGCAUUGAGCGUCGCCGGCGCGGUUUCAGAUUCUCGCUUUAAACCCGUCGGUGCGGACGGGGCCCGGGAAGUGCGACUGUGGCAUCGCGAAUUCGGUCAGCCCUGGAACGUUAGCGUAGCUUGGAACGCCAAAGAACAAUCGAAACUUUCUGGAAGGGUUGUGUGCCUCUGGUCGGACGCCAACACAGGCGACAUCCCUGCUUUCGAUGAGGUGCAGCACUAUCUGCCCGUAUGGGCAAUACCGUCCAAGAUUAGCGAUGGCUUGGUCGAAGGCUUUAAGCACUUGGCUCGUGCCAGAAUGCUGAGAGCGUUUGACGAAGCCCAACAUACUGAUCAACGUUACCCGUUGUCCACGGAUACAGGACCUAUCCCUGCUUUACCACAAAGCUUUCUUUUAGUCACAGGAGAGACUAUAUCAACAUCUUCGGAGCCAUCUGCCUUGUCUUCGACAUUGUCAUCCGCCCUUGGCUCAAUAACUGCGUCAACUGUGUGUUCCGCCAGCAACCCAUCUGAGCUUGCGUGGCCAACAACCACAUCAGGCGACAGACCAGUCACAAGUGGCGUCUACCAACUUCUCCGCAGCACACGCAACACCGGAGCUUUCAGGGUCACAUCGGGUGUAGAUUCUGCGAUCGACGUUCGCCGCAGGGUGUUGGAUUUUGCUUUUGACUCGCCCCUUUCUACGAUCAUCGUCACAGCCUUACCAGGCACAUUUCUCCUCGUUGCACGCCAGCUUCCAGAUACCUGGGCGAGCAGACAUCAAACGUCUAUUGCAAACGCGUUGCACUUCGUCGCACUUGCCAGCUGCACGAAUCAUCAAUUCGAAGCCGGAGACUUGUUAGUACUGGUUUUUGUCAUGGUUGCGUUUGACGUGUUUCAGCGGGUUUUAGCGGCGGGCGCUACCAACCCUGACGGCGAAUCAGAUCUCCAACCCCGCUCGCCCUCGCCUUCCGAAACUCUCCGCAGCCAAACGCGCUCUGAUCAGGCCAAUGCGAGUAUCGUGCCCGAUCUCAAUACAGCGGCCGUCGAGGAUGGAGAUUUCGAGCCAAUUGAGCCAUCUGUGUCAUCUCAAUCAGGGGCAUGCGAUACAAAAACAACCACCGUGGACCCCAAAGAUAGCGAGAUCCUGCGACUGCAACGGUCGCUUACUGAAUCCAAAACAGCACAUAAGGCUCGUGAAGUCCAACUCCGUGUCACCAAGGAAGAGCUUCAUAACGCACGCGAUGCGCUCAACCAGACCUUCGCGGAAUACUCCAGCCUCCGCGAACAGCUGAAGAUUAUCAAACAAAACUUGGGCCGGGACCAUCAAGCUGUAGUAUAUCGGAAAGACAUUGAGCUCUUUGCACUUCGAAAGGGCAACGAGCAGAAAGACAAGAACAUCCAAGAUCGCGACAACCAGCUGGAAGAGAUGGCCAGGCAACACAAGACUAUCAUGGAAGUCAAAGACGCCCAGUUGAAAUUGAUGAGGGAGCGGCUGAUCUCCAUGGAGCGACAGUCAAGCCCACGGGAAUCAGAGGAUGGGGAGAAUGCACUCGAAGUGAGACUGCUUCGAGUCAAGAAAGGCAGAACAUCGCCGGAGGUUGAAGAAGACAAGGACGUGGUCAUUGCAAAGCUGCAACAACAACUGGCCUCCAAUACUAAGAGCAACGAAGAAGUCGUCAACCAGCAAGCUGAGCUACAAAGAGCAUGGGAGAUGGCCAAGAAAAUUCAGAAGGCCUUAAAGGAGGAGCGGGAGAGGCAUACACAGACGCGAGAACAGCUAGAAGAGGCCACAGUCAAACUUGCGGAAGCGGAGCCACAGCCCAGGAGUCGGGCCGGUUCCGUUGUAGGACGACUACCAACGAUCGAUGAGGACGAACACGACAAGGACGAGCUCGAAGCCAUGUUCAAUACUACUCAGCAGGAUAACCUCCGACUAUAUGCUGAAGUGGCUGCUCUAGAAAAGCGAUUGAGCGACGCCAAUGCACGUUUGUUUGCAGCAAUGCAGGAAGUUGAGUCCUUCAGGGUGCAGCUAAAUCAAGAGAAAGAGGUCACUGAAGACAUGGAAACUGCGCGUCCCAGCGUAGUACACCGUGUACACUUCCAGCGCAUGGAGGGUCAAGUGUCCGAGCUACGGGAAGCGCUCGCUAGCAAGGACGAAGAGAUGGAGUUACUCAGAAACACCAUUGCGGAGAAAGACCAUUACGUCAAGGACAUACAGGGCGAACUCGAUGCGGCUGCCAGCUUUCACACGCAAGAUCAAGACGAAAUCGAACGCUUGAAGCAAUCGAUCGACGAGCUGCAAGCGACAAAGUACCAGCUCAUGCUCGAUCACGAACGCCUUGGAUCGCAACGUACCCGGCAGCGCGUCAUCUCCACGGAGCGUACUGAUCGUUCAUCCGCUCGCUCAAGUGGUGCGACACUCAUCCAAGAAUUGAGUCCACCGCUGACGAAGCAUGCAGAGGAGGCGCCACCCGUGGAGACUCUACCAACCAUGCCGGUAGUACCAGAACGGGAAGGAAGUAUCCAAGAAACACCCCAACGACACCUCCGCAGCAAGAGUUCGCCAAAGGAAUCAUCGAACCGCUGGAGCUUGAUGUCGCACGACGUCCCACCUGCUGAGCUGAGAGAGCUGAAGAGCAACCGUAGGAGGAGCCUGGGUCUUAAGGUUAUGAUGCAGAAGAUGGUCAGGAAGAACCAGGAGGCUGAUUCUACAUCCACCGAGGCUCUGAAGACACGGGCUGAAGAGCCUCUCAAGAGGGAAGAGUCUAAAUUGAGGCGCGUGCUUGCACCCAAGGACAAGAACCUGUCUAUUCGUCCUUCUACCGCUGCAUCAGCCAUUGCGUCUAAGCCUGUCGGUGCUCAACCUUUUGCUACACCCAAGACCUCGCCACUACCUCAGGCUGUGCGUCCGCCGAACCCGAGACGUAAUUCUCCAGCUACCCCACGGUACUACGCUACCCAGAGCGCGACGAACCAGGCAACAAAGCCAGCUGAGACGGAGGACGUGGAGAAGAAGGAGAGACCGCGCAGUGCGAUGGGUGGUGAGCCGGCAAGACCAAAGAGCCGGUUGAGCUGGGGUUCUACGAACAAACUCAAACGACGAUCAUUGUACUGA
Molecule: messenger RNA, 5679 nt
Organism: Alternaria burnsii
Lineage: Eukaryota; Fungi; Ascomycota; Dothideomycetes; Pleosporales; Pleosporaceae
Product: endoplasmic reticulum metallopeptidase 1
Exons: 5
Coding region: 1-5679 (1892 amino acids)
Biological process (GO): proteolysis
Molecular function (GO): metalloexopeptidase activity
Source: RefSeq, a predicted model, not a curated record